Molecule: messenger RNA, 1852 nt
Organism: Puma concolor (puma)
Lineage: Eukaryota; Metazoa; Chordata; Mammalia; Carnivora; Felidae
Source: RefSeq, a predicted model, not a curated record
AUGAAAGUCAUUACCUGCGAAAUAGCCUGGCACAACAAGGAGCCGGUGUAUAGCCUGGACUUCCAGCAUGGCACCGCCGGGAGGAUCCACAGACUGGCGUCGGCCGGUGUAGACACGGCGGUUAGGAUCUGGAAGGUGGAAAAAGGACCCGAUGGAAAGGCCAUUGUUGAAUUUUUGUCCAAUCUUGCCCGCCAUACCAAAGCUGUCAAUGUCGUGCGUUUUUCUCCGAAUGGGGAAAUUUUAGCAUCAGGAGGAGAUGAUGCCGUCAUCCUGUUGUGGAAGGUGAAUGAUAAUAAGGAGCCAGAACAGAUUGCUUUUCAGGAUGAUGAUGAGGCCCAGCUGAACAAGGAGAAUUGGACUGUCGUAAAAACCCUGAGAGGCCACUUGGAAGAUGUGUACGAUAUUUGCUGGGCAACUGACGGGAAUCUAAUGGCUUCUGCCUCUGUGGAUAACACGGCCAUCAUAUGGGAUGUCAGUAAAGGACAGAAGAUCUCUAUCUUUAAUGAACAUAAAAGUUACGUCCAAGGAGUAACCUGGGACCCCUUGGGUCAGUAUGUUGCCACCCUGAGCUGUGACAGGAUCCUCAGGGUGUACAGCACCCAGAAGAAACGUGUGGCUUUUAAUGUCUCAAAGAUGCUGUCUGGAAUAGGGGCCGAAGGAGAGGUCAGAAGUUACCGGAUGUUUCACGACGACAGCAUGAAGUCAUUCUUCCGUAGACUCAGUUUUACCCCUGAUGGGUCUUUGCUCCUCACACCAGCUGGAUGUGUGGAGUCUGGAGAAAAUGUAACAAAUACCACCUAUGUUUUCUCCAGGAAGAAUCUUAAAAGGCCCAUCGCUCACCUUCCCUGUCCUGGCAAAGCGACGCUUGCAGUUCGUUGCUGUCCUGUCUACUUUGAGUUGAGGCCGGUGGUGGAAACAGCGUCACAGGAGCUGGGCACGGAGCUGGUGCACCUGCCCUACCGCCUGGUGUUUGCUGUGGCUUCUGAAGACUCUGUGCUCUUGUAUGACACCCAGCAGCCGUUCCCUUUUGGCUACGUGUCUAACAUACAUUACCACACCCUGAGUGAUGUCUCCUGGUCCAGCGAUGGGGCCUUCCUGGCCAUUUCUUCCACGGAUGGCUACUGUUCGUUUGUGACAUUCGAGAAGGAUGAACUUGGAACACCUUUGAAAGAGAAGCCAGUUUUAAGCGUGGGAACUCCCGAUACAGCAAAGAAAACGAAGAGUCAGCCACACCAGGGGUCUUCGCCAGGCCCCAGGCUAGUAGAGGGGACCCCCAGCAGCCCCUGCACACCCCCACCUCAGGCAAGACCAUCUCCAGCCCCAGCAGCGCCUUCCGAGGAGAAGAAGGCCCUGCAGCCCAGCACGCAGAAUCCCAAAGCACCCCCAUCCCGGAGGGUCACUCUGAACACGCUGCAGGCCUGGAGCAAGACAACACCCCGGAGGAUAAAUUUACUACCCUUAAAGACAGAGACUCCACCAAAUUCUGUACCAAUUAGUAUAAUCUCCACCCCUUCCACAGAAGAAACUGAACCAGGGACGCCCGGGGACCCUCAGGACAGUCCUCCGGAGCCCAAGCGGCCUCGGCUUGGUGAACACAAAGGAAGUUCCCAAGGUCUGGAGCCUUGAGGAGAUCUGUCUGCUGCUCGAAGGCUGCCAGGUCUGGGGACCCCCGUGCACAGAGAGGGAGGGCUAGGCCGGGGACACCGGAGACCAGUGGCAAUAGGCGGAGCCUGAUGGAUACUCGUGAAUUGUUUACUGUAACAGAAGAUACACAUUGGACCAGUUUUUCUCCAGAACUAUGUUUGCACUUGUAUUCAAGACACAGGCUUACCUCGGAGCAGUGAACGUUUUC